Molecule: messenger RNA, 2525 nt
Organism: Aricia agestis (brown argus)
Lineage: Eukaryota; Metazoa; Arthropoda; Insecta; Lepidoptera; Lycaenidae
Gene: ear
Product: protein ENL
Exons: 3
Coding region: 148-2361 (737 amino acids)
Biological process (GO): regulation of DNA-templated transcription
Cellular component (GO): super elongation complex
Source: RefSeq, a predicted model, not a curated record
GAAUAUGGCGGACAAAAAUAACAGAGCGCUAAAAGAUUAUUUUCGUUACUGAAGAUAUUUUUAAAUUGUCUAUCGUGUACAAUUCUCAUGUGUGAAACUAAAUAAGUUAUUACUACCUGUGUAGAAUAGUCUUUCACAUUUGGCGUUAUGUCCUCGAUCAAAGUUAAUUUCGAGAUAUCUCACGAGGCUACAAGGAGAUCGAAGGACACUCCAGAGGGUUUCACUCAUGACUGGGAAGUAGUGGUGCGCGGGCAAGAGGGUGCUGAUAUCAGUCACUUUGUGGAUAAAGUGGUCUUCAACCUUCACAACAGUUUCCCCAAGCCGCGACGAGUUGUCAAGGAGCCACCUUUUUCAGUAAAGGAAUCAGGCUAUGCGGGGUUCAGUUUCCCUAUUGAAAUACAUUUAAAAAAUAAAAAUGAACCAAAGAAAAUACAGUUUCAUUAUAAUUUGACUUUUCAACCGUGCGGCUCACUGAGGGACAGAUAUAUUUUUCAAAAUCCUAAUGAUGAGUUUAGAAGAAAACUUUUGAAAGGUGGAGGGAUAAUUGUUAACAAUGACUCAUUUUAUACAAACCCUGACCAAGAAAGUAGAAGUAGAGACUCAUUUACUAAUGAAAAACCACAACUUGUAAGUAAACCAAAAUUGUCAUCUGAAAAUAUAAAGAAACAUAAAACCAAAGAGAAAAUUAAAGAUGAAGUACCACACAAAACAAACAGUUUUGAAAACUUAUUUGGAGCUCCCAUCCAAAAACCUCCUAAAGUAUCCCCAGAUCCUAAACGAAUUGAAAAGAGUGUUAUCAAAACUGAAAAGAAAGAAAAAGACAGGAGUUCAGAGAAAAAGUCUAAACAUGAACAUAAAGAAAUAAAAACAGAAAAAAUCAAAGUCAAAGAAGAAAGGGAGAAACAAAAAUCAGAAAAAGUAAAAAGUAUUAGUAAAGAUUCUGAAAAGGUAAAGGAAAAAUCAAACAAGAGGCCAAGUGAAAGACCACCAUCCCCUGAUUUAAUUAAAAAAAAGUGUGUGAGUCCUGUCAGGAAACCUCCUAGUCCUGUACAAAUGUCCAAUGCCUCCAUUAAAGAAGAGUACAGAUCAUCAUCAAAGAAUAAUGUAGAAAGUUUUGAUCAAAAGAAAGUAAAGGUUGAAGACAGACCUACAGAAGUAAAAGUUGAAAAAGAAAAGAAAAAGAAAGAUAAGAAAAGCCAUGACCGUGAUAAGGACAGAAAAGAUAAAAAAGAGCAUAAAAAAGAAAGUCAUAAAAAUAAGGAGUCACCAAAAGAUGCAAGUAAAAUUGUUAAUACUUCAAAAGACAGCAUUAAAGAGAGGGAACCCAUUAAGGACUCUCAACCUAAAGAAAAACCACCUAAACCUGAUAAGCCUGUCAAUAAAUUUUCAAUAGAAAACUUAAAGAAGACACCACCAUCAGCUAAUGAGGAGCGACUAGAGAGUCAUAAAGUAAAAGAGAAAACUGAAUCAGAAAGAAAACACAAACAUAAGAAAAAAGAUAAAAAACGAGAUGAGUCAAGAGAGAAACAUAAAGAAUCUAGCAAAGAAAAGAAGCGUAAACACGACAAAGUACGUGAAGUACCUCAGGAUAAGCCAGAACAUAUAGAGCUGAGAGAUACUCCAGUGCCUAAAGAGCAUUUAAUAACAGAAACUGCAUCACCCAUUUCAGUAGAUUCUGCAUCACAAUCAAGUGAAUCUAAGAGUGGUCUAACAAAACCCUCAAUUAAAGUGGAAGACAACAGCAGCCACUCAGAAUCUGAAGAUUCCGUAAUUGCUGAUGAUGAAGAUGUUAAAGUUAAAGUGGAGACACAUUCACCAGAACCUGUCAAAAGAGAGCCAACUCCAGAGCCUGAACCUGAACCAGAGCCCGAACCGGAGCCAGAACUGGAGAUAGAGCCUGUUCCCGAGCCCCCACCUGUACAACAGAAAGAGAAAUCUAAAAAACAUAAGGAUAAAUCAAAACGCGAAGAAAAACGUCGAAAGAGAAAGGCCGCAGAAGAAGAAGAUGCCGAAAACCGCAAAAUCGCUAAAGCUGCAGAUCCCGGGCCUACCAAUCACGAUAACGAGCAUGGCGAAAGCAGUGGCUCUAUUUCUAUAGAAACUAAAGUCCAAGACAACGGAGUCUCGAGUAGCCUAGGCGAGGACGGCGAAUCCGGCGAUUUGUCCCCUGAUUACAUGGUACAACUCAGGGGCUUGCAACAACGCAUAAUGAUGAUAAAAAAUAAUGAAGAUUUGGAGAGAGUCGUUAAUCUUAUUGCUGAAACCGGCCGGUAUGAGGUGACCACGCAGACUUUCGAUUUUGAUUUGUGUUUGUUGGAUCGGUCCACUGUGCAGCAAUUGAUUCAACUUGUCGGUUGCUAGCUAACACCCAUGUGUAUAAAUAUAAAUGUAAAUAAUGGUUUUGUUUUAUGAAACUCACUAACUGCACAUUAUAUUAUUUUGUAUUUAAUUUAAUCAAAUUUAUACCUUUAUCCUACAGUUUGCUACUGAAUGCAAUAAGAAAAUAAUAAUCAAAGUAAAACAUA